AUGCCUCUUCUUCACACACUUGCUGUUGCCACUUCGACAGUAACAACUGCUGCUCACGCUGCUAGUGCUGCUUCUGGUGCUGCUAUUGCUCUACGAAAGAACAUUGGUUUUGAUGGUUGCAUCAGGGUAUCAGGGGAGGAGGCGGGGAGAGAGGAGGGUGUUGAGACGGUGUUGUGCAUAGAGAGUGGUGUGGAGCUGCCUCCAGCAGGCGACACUGCUAGUGAGGCUUGCAGAGCCAUUUGGAUUGGAGCAGUGAAAGAUGUUGGACCUCGUCCCGUGAUAAUGUUCUCCACCUCAACUGACCAACACAACUCAACUCAAGUCAACACAAGUCAACUUAAGUCAACUCAAUUCUUGUUGCCUACGCCAUACCACUGUUGUCAGUGAGGUGGCGGCUUUGGUAAAGCAGGCGAGACAUGCGCUCACGUGCCUGACGCACACCUUACACCUCACCAAGUGCAAGUGAGAGUGGUGGAGCAAGUCUACUUUCCUGGAAGCUGUGUUUUAGAGCACGGCACUGUGGUGCGAGGCUCUUCUGACCGAUCAACUCGCAACCACACUUGCACUGCAGCAACAACUGAAUACCGUGGUGAGGGAGUUAUAAAUGUGGGAGAAGUGGUGUGCGCCGUCAUGCAGUGCGUUGGCGUUAUCAACGAAAGUGUUUGGUGCACAUCCACUCGCCUCCACAGGACACUCUCACAUGGGCAUGUAGAGGUGUGUGUGUGUGUGUGCAGAAAAGAGUCGCGCAUUCCUCAUCUCGUGAUUCGAAUGCUGUGCAGUCGAGCCGAGGCGAUUGCAUCAGUCCUUAGUUGCCUUCGUGAGCACUUGGAGGUAGCCGAACCUGCACACUGUUCCUCGCCUCUACGUCAAACUGCAAGGCAGACACGACUGGCGGUCAAUGACUUGACACACAUCUCCACUUGUCACAUUGCCAACAAAAGCGGAGCAGCUGCUAUUUCCUUUCCCUCAUGA
This is a messenger RNA of Hydatigera taeniaeformis, 972 nucleotides long. Lineage: Eukaryota; Metazoa; Platyhelminthes; Cestoda; Cyclophyllidea; Taeniidae. The record is from the annotation of a GenBank genome assembly.